Symbiodinium necroappetens is the source of this 4032-nucleotide messenger RNA. Lineage: Eukaryota; Dinophyceae; Suessiales; Symbiodiniaceae. The record is from the annotation of a GenBank genome assembly.
AUGAGAAGCAAAGCUUUCUUCUCCUUCCUGACGAUGUACCCCCGCUCUCCCUCGCCGCAACGGGAGAAGGAGCCGGAAGCGGAGGCUCCAGCUCAGAUGACAAAGGAAGAGCAGAAGCGCAAUGACCGCUUCCAAGACAACAUCAAGAAGGCGGUGAAGACGGAAGCCAAGGAGCUGAAGAAGAUAGAGAAAGAGAAAAGCAAGGAGACGAAGGGCAUAGAGACGGAGGAGAAGGACGAGAAGAAAGAGAAGAAGGACAAAAAAGACAAGGGGAAGAAGGAUAAGAAAGGGGGCAAGGAGGAGGCAGAGGAGUCAGACGAAAAGCCGGACAAGAAGUCCAAGAAACAGAAGAAGGAGGAAGCCGAAAAGAAAGAGGAAGAGGAGGAAGACCGCAAGCAGCAGCACAAAGAUAAAAAGGUCAAAGAGAAGGAGAAGGAAAAGGAGAAAGCCAAGGGAAAAGACAAGAAGGAGAAGAAAAAGAAGAAGAAAGAGUCUUCGUCAUCGUCUUCACCUUCUAGCGAGGAGGAUGGUGAUAGCAGCUCCGGAGAAACUGUCAUGGAGGAGCAGGUAGAGUGGGUGGAAAUUCGUCCCAGCACUGCUGGCGAUUCCAAGUAUGCUGCAGGCUACAACUACGACUCCGAGGAUGAAGGCUUCGGGCCCAUGCCAGCGACACAGCAGGAGCUCCUCAACAACAUGUCUCAGAGCAAGGGCUCCUACGGAGGCUACCUGCUCCCGGGAGAGGGAGAUGCCAUGGCCGAGUGCGGCCUCCGGACGUACGUGAAGAGCGGCAUGCGAAUCCCUCGUCGAGGAGAGGUGGGCAUCACAGCCGACCAGAUUGAGAACCUCGAAGACCUGGGUUAUGUCAUGAGCGGAUCCAGGCACCGGCGAAUGAAUGCCGUGCGUAUCCGAAAGGAGAACCAGGUUUACUCUGCCGAGGAGAAGCGCGCGCUUGCCAUGUACAAUUUCGAGGAGAAGGCAAACCGGGAGUCGACGCUGGUCGGCGAGUUGCGGGAGCUUCUGGAGAAGCGCCAGAAGGCGAUUGCCUCUGCUGUCGGGGAUGGCCUGACUCUGGACCAAAAGUUCAGCUCAACAGGUGAGCAGAAGAAGUUCAUUUGUCUGCACAUCAACGUCUUGGUGUGCGAGAGUUUCACGGAGACCUGCCCGACAACCCCCUACGAGAGCCGCGAAAAGAAAGGAUCCUCUGAAACAGGAUGCUCCGCUCAAGACUCCGUGUCGAUGACGGGUCGAAUGGCGCAGAGGUCGAGGCCUCAGCGCCCUCUGCAAGCGUCCAGGUCUCCUCGUGAGGUGCGAGGACCUCUAGAUCAAACGCUCGCUCGAGCGAUGGCCGGCGACGUGCACGAGAAUGUUUUCAGCGAAGAACAGCUCUUCACCCCAGACGUCCGGGGCGAAGACGAGGACUAUCCUGGUGAUCGUAGGAUCGUGCCGCCCGAGUGGUCCUCGGCCAUUGCACUCGCGAAAUCUGCUGCAAAACCGCGAGAGGUGCGUCCCGCUGGUGACGAAGCACCGGCAGCAUCUGCCGCGGGCCGUCGGCGGAAGAGAGCCGCAGAUCGAGCAAAGAAGAUCCUCGUAUGGCUCGAGAGCAAGUACGAGAUCCUGCCAGAGGUCUGUGCAGAGUUUGAGAACUGGAAAGAAGCUUCUUCUGCGAAUGCCGACUUCGACCUUUUCUGGUGUGAUUGCGCCGUCCCAGCAGACAGGUUCAUGAAGCUCAAGACAUACCAGAAGAUGAAUCACUUCGUGGGGAUGAGCUCCAUCACCCGCAAAAACAAUCUGGGUCGCAACUUGCUGCGGAUGCGAAAGCAGUUUCCGAAGGAAUACCGAUUCUUCCCAGACACGUGGAUCUUGCCGACCGAUAUGUCAGACUUCAAGCAACAGUUUGCAGCCGCGAAGAAGCAGACCUUCAUUAUCAAGCCGGACAAUGGAGCUGAGGCAAAGGCAGGCAAAGAUGUUCACGGGAAGAAGCCUACGGGCAAAGGCAUCUUCUUGAUCCGCGACGUCGAGAAGGUUCCGGUUGACUUUUCCUCUACAUACGUCGCGCAAAGGUAUAUCAGCAAGCCGCUGUUGCUGGAUGGCUACAAAUUUGAUCUUCGGCUCUAUGUUCUGGUGAGUGGCUGUGAUCCGCUGCGGAUUUUUCUGCACAGGCGAGGGCUUGUGCGGCUGGCAUCAGAGCAGUAUGUGGAGCCUACGAAGAACAACUUGUCGGAAGUCAUGGUGCACCUCACCAACUAUGCGAUCAACAAGAGCAAUCCCAAUUUCGAGGAAAACACGAAUCCUGAUGAUGCCCAAGAUGGUCACAAAAGAAGUUGGGAGGCUGUGCAAGAGCACCUCCGGCAAGAGGGACACGAUGUUGAGACCCUCCUUGCAGAGAUCGAGGACCUGAUCGUCAAGACGCUUAUUGCUGUUCAACCUAGUCUGUCGCACUUCUAUCACAGCUGCCAGCCAGACGACGUGUACAACGGCAUGUGCUUUGAGAUCUUGGGCUUCGAUGUGAUGCUGGACCAGAAGCUCCAGCCCUGGCUCUUGGAGGUGAACCAUGCACCUUCUUUCGCCACGGAGUCGGAGCUCGACAGACUGGUGAAAGAGGAGGUCUUGCGAGACAGUUUCAACUUGCUGGACUUGAAUCCGGAAUCUCGCCGACAAAAGAAGAGGGAGGCAAGAGAGAAAAUGGAGCAGCGAGCCAUGGGAAUGGCAAAGAAGUACUGUAUUGAGGAUCGCGUGACACAGGAGCGCGAGUUCGCAGUGCUCCGCACGGAGUGGGAAGAUCAGCAGCUGCAGAGCUGCGAGAGUGGGUACAAGAGACUCUAUCCAUCUCCCGACAAAGAGAAGGAGUACUGGCAGGUGCACGAUGCUGCCAUCAACAUCUGGGAGAUGCUGAUGGGUGGCACCUUCCGUCGCGCGGUGCGACUGUCCGACCCCGUCGAGAAGCCGUCGAUUGAAGACAGGGCUGACAGCAAGGCUCGUGCAGGCUCUGCAAAGACAGGAAACGAGAAAGAAGAACCUCCAAAGCCGGAGGCGAAGCGCACAGCCGAGGAGAUCCGUGAGGUGGUGGAGCGCCUGGCGCAGGGCUGCAGUGCCCGGCCGCGGCGCAAUGCCUCAAGACGCCGCUCUGGGAAGGAGGAGGAGAAGGGAGAAGAGACCGCUUCCACAGGAGCGCCUCCAGCUCCCGAAGAGCCGCCCGAGAAGACCGCACAGCCGGAGAAGAGGAACCACACCAACAGGUACGUGGACGUGCAGGUGGGAGAUAUUAUCAAGGUGCAGACCAACUUGGGCUGGGAGACGGUGACAGUGAGGGCCAAGCGCCCCGGCACUGGAAAGAUCGAUAUCCAGUUCAAGGAUGGAGAGUAUAUGCGGGCUGUCAUGCCCCGCAUUCUGCGCAACGGCGAGGGUCAGCCAGUGAAAGAGGCUGCUAUGCCAGAGGGCCAGACCUCGCCCACCUUGCCGGCAGCCAACGGCCGCAUCGCGCGUCUUGGAGGCAGCUCUGCACCGACGGCUCCGGUACCGACAUCACAAACCGGAGCAGUGCCUCAGAAGCUAGCAGGAUACACCCGAGGUGGCAGCAGUCCUGCCGGCAACUCCAGAGGACAUCCCUUGCCUGCCGCUGCCAGUGAUGAAUUCACCUCCGAGUCGGCUGUGGUCGCAGCCCAGGAUGCCCUGGUUGGCGUCCUUUUGGAAGGUUGCGGUGUUACCGAGAUGAAGGAUGGAGGGGAAGCCGUCGUUGGCUAUUCUGCGCCAGCAGGUGACGGGCUGCCCAGCCCUUCGGCCAGCAUCGUGAGUGCAGGCCGUGGCGGGCGCUCGGUGCCCCUUGGAAACCGGGCUCCGGCAGUCCGGCUGAAGCAGCACUUGCAGCAGCUGAUCUCAGCGCGACCGAUCAUCGCUCCAAAGGUGGGCCGAAGUGGCUCGAUCCCACGAAGCCAGCAGACCGCUCCGGAACCCUUGCUCGGCCAUGGCCUCAUCGGAUCGGCUCUGACUCCCAAGGAGAGCAAGGCAGCCAGGAGACGUUCAUCAGACACAUAG